Messenger RNA from Diaporthe amygdali, 1344 nucleotides. RefSeq lists its product as uncharacterized. Gene Ontology annotation, molecular function: protein kinase activity; ATP binding. NCBI's taxonomy places the organism in Eukaryota, Fungi, Ascomycota, Sordariomycetes, Diaporthales, Diaporthaceae. The coding region runs from base 1 to 1344 and encodes 447 amino acids. The record is from RefSeq and is a predicted model, not a curated record. The transcript is spliced from 3 exons. Gene Ontology annotation, biological process: protein phosphorylation.
AUGGCCCCCCUCACGCAGCAAAGACAUGCUUACAGUAUCCAAAAAAGACUUGAUGACAACGUCUACGUCGUCCGCCACAAUUCGGACAAUGCGCAAUACCUGGGCUCAAGGUGGGAUGCUAGUGUGGUGGACCCGGCCUUCUCGGACCUGCUAGAUCGCGGUACCAAGGGGGCGCUCGGCAGCCUGCUGAACCACCCCAACCUGAUCAACUAUACCGAGACGGUGGCCGACCACUUAAUUCAUGGACGGUGUUCGGGGGAGACGGUAUCAUCGCAGCGGAUGCUGCUGUGGGAUUUUUGUGAAGCGGGCACGCUGCAGAACCUCUUCAAUCAGCACCCGGUGCUGCCGCAGACGCAGACGGUCACCAACCAGGACUGGGUCGCUGCCCUGGAUGCCCUGGAUGCCGACGACAAGGACGGCCGGGACGCCGUGAACGCACAGAUACCCCGGACCAGACAGUUGGCACUGUCGUGGCUGCACGAGGGCCACCGCGACGACACGCGGAUCAGUGUCGUCGGGACCCAGAGCCGGCGGGUGACCGACGACUGGAAGUCGGACGAGGACUGGCUGCCGAUCCUGCACAGGGACAUCCGGCCCGACAACAUCUUCUUCCAGCACCCCAAGGGCACCGAGACGUACGGUCUAUGCAAGCUGGGCAACUACAGCAACUGCGUCGUGUCGAACCAUGUCAACGAAAGAUACGUCGGGCAGGUGGUCAGCGCCACCAGAGGGGAUCUGAGCCUGAACACGAUGCGUGCGAACAUGGCUGUGGCUGACCCCCUACUCCUCGAGGCGGACGCGCGGCCGUACACCAAGGCCACGGAGCUUUUCCAGCUGGGCCGGAUCGUGUACGAGAUGAUGUCGACCAAGAAGGUGCCGGACCCGGAUGCGCGCGACGACCAGGGCAAUCCCCUCCCCUUCUGCCGGCAAGGCGACAUCGAGGUGCUGACGGGCUACUCGAGCGGGCUGCGGCAGACGGUGCGCAACUUGCUGGCGAGCUACCGCGGGCCCUGCACCGGCUCCAGAGAGCUCACGUCCGAGGUGCUCAUCCAGGCGCGGAAGGCCUACCUCGACUGGAAGAGCGACACGCGCGACGGCAAGCUGCACCGCGACCUGGUGGACGACGGCUGGCAGCGCCAGGCCAACGACGACGAGAGGAUCCGCGCCGACGAGGAGCUGCACGCCCGCCAGGGCCAGCUGAGCUCGCACCGCUGGAUCCGCGACGACCUGGAGCCGCAACCCAGGGUGGCUGUACCGCCUGUGACUCCUUCGGUGGCUGCCACGCCGCGCAUGUCCUCGCCGCGCAUGUCCACACCGCGCAUGUCCACGCCGCGCGUGUCCUGA